AUGUCUCAACCCGUGUCGCCAUAUCCCACCCAGCCAACUUUCUACUCGACAACGCCCAUAAUGAACUCAUCUAUCAACCCCGAUACCCCUCCACCACCUCCGCCGAAGCCCAGCAGCCACGAGGCCAGUCGCGGAGGCACCCCGCAGAACAUGUCCUCCAUGCCAACACCUCAACCACCUCGACCAGACUCCCAAAUUACUUCACAAUAUGCCUCAUAUACACCAGCAUCCUUUCCUCCGCCUCCAUCAAUCGAAGAGGGCUGGCUCCCAGACCUCGUCAAGGACAAGAGCACGCUCGACCUCCAAACCGUCCUAAAAGAUCCAUCCCUCAUAUCCGCCCUCUCAAACCAACACCCAUCACACACAGCCCGCCAGCAAAGCCUAGAAUCCCUCAUCCAUCUAAACAAGGACCUCGCGACCCGCCUCUUAGCCAUGCAGAAGCACGUCGAUGAGCUCCGCGGCUCAACAGAAACAAUGCUCCUCCAACACCAAUCCCUCGAAGUAUCUUGGCGCAAGAAACAAUCCGAAAUGGACGCCGCGCUGGCGCCCUGGUCACCCAAGGCUUUGUACCAACGUCUAGGCGCGUCGAUCGCGGAACAAGAGGCUGUUUGCCAGGCUGUUGAGGAGAGCUUCCUUGACGAGGAUCAUCACGGUCGGCCUUCUGAGAAGGAGCUUGCCGAUUGGAUCCGGCGGGUUCGGGGCGAAGGGUCGAAGUUGGCGGCGAGAAAAGAGGCCAAGGCCCGAUGGGACGAGGGGCGAGUUGGUGGGUGGCGGUGA
Messenger RNA from Penicillium manginii, 777 nucleotides. RefSeq names its product vacuolar protein sorting family 37 protein. The coding region runs from base 1 to 777 and encodes 258 amino acids. Gene Ontology annotation, biological process: protein targeting to vacuole; protein targeting to membrane; ubiquitin-dependent protein catabolic process via the multivesicular body sorting pathway. The record is from RefSeq and is a predicted model, not a curated record. The transcript has 2 exons. NCBI's taxonomy places the organism in Eukaryota, Fungi, Ascomycota, Eurotiomycetes, Eurotiales, Aspergillaceae. Gene Ontology annotation, cellular component: ESCRT I complex.